This is a messenger RNA of Anopheles gambiae (African malaria mosquito), 5412 nucleotides long. Its product is annotated as dopamine receptor 2. Gene Ontology annotation, molecular function: adrenergic receptor activity. The transcript has 6 exons. Bases 1161 to 2648 code for a protein of 495 amino acids. The record is from RefSeq and is a predicted model, not a curated record. Lineage: Eukaryota; Metazoa; Arthropoda; Insecta; Diptera; Culicidae. Gene Ontology annotation, cellular component: membrane. Gene Ontology annotation, biological process: adenylate cyclase-activating adrenergic receptor signaling pathway.
AUCGUGCUUUUGGAAUCCAAUACCAAUUUUCAAUGGGUCUCUCCAAAACCUUAAGUACCCAGGAGUCCACUUCCCAUCACAUAAAGUUAACUUCCUACAAGAAAGUGUUCCAAAGUUAAAAGAAUCCCUGAAGAACUCAGUAACUACAAGGUCUCUCCCUACAGCUGGUCACUACGUACUCGUCGUUAUGUAAAUCCACCCCCUUGCCCCAGGAUAUGCGCCUUCCUGAAGAGUUUGGUUGGGUAUUCUGGUUUUGAUUCUCUGCAGGACUCUAAAUUGUCAACGAGCAAGGAGGUUUGCGGAGAGAUCCUAUAAGCCCUCCUCUCCCUGAAGAAACAACACCAUAACGGACAGCCCGCAACAUGAGAAAAUGGGAGCAUGGAAACUGCUGCUUGGGUUUGAGGCUAAGGAUAACGCCAACGUAAUGUAAACGGGUUAAGCUUUAAUUUCAACUAAACGUCAGCCACAACGUCAGUCGACAUCGUUACUCAAACCAUGAAUGUUGUUCGCUGUGUUUGAAGCCAUCCGUACGCGAUACAACAUACCACAGAAAGUUCGUUUUUCGUUAUCAUUGUAAGUUAUGUAUAUUCAAUCAAGUGAAUGCGUAGUUCCAGUGUUUUGGGCCACUUUCGUUCGGCUGUUAGAGUACCUCAACCGUAUCCUCUAGUGAGACCUUGUAUAUACAAAGACAUACAAAACGCCCGAAGAGAAUCUAUGAAAAGUGUGGACAGAAGCUCCAUUCAGUAUCCUGGAGUGUGUGAAUAAAUGACACUUUUUUUUGAUAGCGCAAGUGGAACUAAAUGUGAAUUGUCUAAAUCUUCUGAAAUAAAAAAAAAUGGGUAAUACACUUCGAGACACAUCAUCGAGGAACCAAUGGUGUUGAAACCUAAUAUCAUUACAAAAUAUAUAGGAUGUCCUAAUCAAAAUCGAUGCUCAACGGUUCAUUGAUCGACUGUACAUCUAUAGAACCUUUUUUCCACAUGACUGAAUUAACUCUCCUCACAUGCUUGGCCUUUGCCUUUGCCAAGAGUAGUCAGGAUUCAUUGAAUUUUUCGAUCGAUAGACUAUUAAUAAAUAUAGACGUAUCGACAAAAUACCACACCAGAAAUAAGAGCUAACUUUUAUCAGGUUACCAACAAGAUUAACUAAAGUGGCGGUGAAUGAUGAGUAAUGCAAGCGAAGUUCCUUGGGAGUUUCUGCAACUGACAGCAUUGACGAAUAUAUCCUUCUAUAAUGUAUCUCAUGGUUCGGUGGAAUUCAGCAUAAACUGUGGUUCAGUUGUACCGAAUUUUUCCAAUUACAUAGUUUCGCUUCCAAAUGACAAAGCUGGCCUGCUGACCUUCUUAUUACUAUUCUCGUUCACUACUGUGUUUGGUAACUCACUAGUUAUAUUAGCUGUUAUUCGUGAGCGGUAUCUUCAUACGGCUACCAAUUACUUUGUUACCAGCCUGGCAGUGGCGGACUGUUUAGUAGGAUUAGUAGUGAUGCCCUUUUCUGCAUUGUACGAGGUACUACAAAAUACUUGGUUCUUUGGCACGGACUGGUGUGACAUAUGGCGAUCUCUUGACGUUCUGUUUAGCACUGCAUCAAUUCUGAACCUGUGCGUCAUUUCGCUCGACAGAUACUGGGCAAUCACGGAUUCAUUUUCCUAUCCAAUGAAAAUGACGCGCCAAAAAGCGGUAGUACUGAUAGCGGCAGUUUGGAUCUGUUCUAGCGCGAUCAGUUUCCCGGCGAUUUUAUGGUGGAGAGCAGUUCGCGAGACAGAUAUGCUACCGUUUAAAUGUACAUUCACUGAGCACCUUGGUUACCUUGUAUUUUCAUCCAUCAUAUCGUUUUACCUACCAUUAAUAGUAAUGGUAUUUACAUACUGCCGAAUAUAUCGAGCGGCCGCCGUUCAAACACGCUCACUAAAACUUGGCACUAAACAAGUCUUAAUGGCAUCUGGCGAACUUCAGCUCACGUUACGAAUACAUCGUGGUGGAACCACUCGUGAGCGCCUAAACCAUCCGCGGUUGGCUGCUUCCGAUCACUACCAGCAGUUCCAACAUCUGGAUCAAAUGCAACCUAAUACACAGCCGUCGUUGUCAACUCAGCAUCAAUUUCCGCUCAAAAAACUUCAUCAGCUGCAGACAACUAACUCUACCCCAGACGAUCCCGAUGAAGAACCGUUAUCAGCCCUAGAGAACAACGGUAUCGGAGGACGACAUCGCGUUCAUAUGGGAAAACAUUUUUCACUGUCCCGGAAGCUUACAAAAUUUGCCAAAGAAAAGAAAGCUGCCAAAACUCUAGGAAUUGUAAUGGGAGUUUUCAUCGUCUGUUGGAUGCCAUUUUUUGUCGUAAAUUUGUUAUCUGGCUUUUGUAUGGACUGCAUUGCUCACGAAGAAAUAGUAUCAGCUGUAGUAACCUGGUUAGGCUGGAUCAACUCAGGCAUGAAUCCAGUUAUUUAUGCCUGUUGGAGUCGGGAUUUUCGAAGGGCAUUUCUGCGUAUUUUGUGUGUUUGCUGCCCACGAAAAUUAAGACUCAAGUACCAGCCGACAAGGCGUUCGAUAGCAUCACAGAGAUUGGCUUCGAGACGAUGCUACUCCACCUGCUCACUUCAUGGGAUACAACAAGUGCGGCAAAACUCAUGCGAACAGACGCAUAUUUAGUUUUCACCAAUACGAUAGGAUGACCGCACGAGCCUUCUAUUAGUUUCUUAUGUUUCUCAGUUCAAUCUCUAUGCUGUGUUCUUAUGAGUGACUUAAAAUCUCUAUUUGCCGUUGAUUGCUGGAAAGAACUGAACACUCAGACUGGAAGCCCUUCGAUUUUUUCAACAAUACGUACAAAUCUAAUGUAAAGAAAAAUAAUGCCCAAGAAAGAGAUUCCUAGUCGAUUGCAACAAAGUACUUUUAUCGCCAUUGUGUCAGUGCUAUCAGUAGGUUGUGUAGUUGUAAGUUUUGUUUUUGUCAAAAUUGAGCACGAAUAUAUAAUAAAGCCAGUAACCAAACAAUACUUUAGAAGUAGAACAAUCAUUGCGAACAACUGUAUUCUAUCCGCAUGAACAGCCGCAGUAUGGAGGUAGAAUAAUCGUAUUCUAAUAAUUAUUGCAGUAAGCAAAAAUCUCAUCGCACACACAAAAAUAUUUAUGAAUAGUGAAUAGUUGAAAUGAUAGCAAAAAACUCAAGUUUGAUACAUACUUAUUUGAUUCAUUCAAAUCAACUGCUUGCGUUCAUGAUGCAGGUGGAACGGAAAGUUGAUGAAAUUCAGCGCCGGGGGAACGUAUUAAUUUAACACUUUUACCACCAUUUCAUAUGGAUCUCUUUGUUAACUCUUUACAACAUAUACCAAGAGACUUUCAGUACUACGAAUAGCGAGGCACACAAGAAAGAAAGAGUACUGUCCAUUUGGCAGGGUCUCUCAGGAUUCCCUUGAGCAAGACCAUAUGCAGGCGUGAUUUCUGUAGGUCUGAAUAAAUCCGAAACUUUCACAUACCCCAAGCAACCUUUCAUUUAUAUAAUGAGAUACCAAGCGCAUCAAAUCACUGAAAUGACAGGGGGUCCAAACGACUCAAAAUGUCGCUAUAAAAGUAAUCCUAAAUAACUCGGUUUAGCAGAAGAUAAACGGCUGGAGCAUUUCGAAAAUAUAAAAAAAUAGUUCGUGGCGCUAUCUGUCUAUCCCCCUGUUUACACAUGCCAAUCGCCAGUAGCGAACCCAUCGAACUCCUGUCAAAAUUAUAUUGAGUUGAGGGUACUAUGGGUUCGAUGGAUGGGUUUUCAAUCACAUGCGGGUAUCCAGUAGCUCAGUUUCGAGGGCUAAUGUAAACACACGGUUGGGAUUCCUUUUAGUCAUUUUAGCGAGAGCUUGAGUCGUUUAGACCCCGUAGUUGUUUAGUGCAAUUGUGACGCUUGAGCUGUUAUUGGAGCCUGAUUUUCGUCUUGAAAAAGUAAAAACUAAAACUUUGAUUAAACUUGUCAAAAUAAAACAACAAUAACGUAUACAUAUAAGCCCAUCACGGGCCGCAUUAUACGCUCUCAAAGGCAGCAUGCGGCGCUUCAAUUACGCUGAUUCAAGCCCGAAAACGAUUUUGACAGUUUCUCAAGUGUCACAAAUCCACUAAAUGACCACUAAACGGGUUCUAAACGGCCAGUAUGGCAGUUGCAAUCGCGUUUCAAUCACGCUCGAUGUGUAACCGUUCUAAUAGACAUAUUCCGACAACGUCUCGCGCGACAAAAAAGUAGCUCAGUUUCGCAAACAGAGCUACAUGCCUCGCGCGAUGUUUCUGCUUCAUCCGAAACACUUGAACUAUCCAGUUUGUUAACGUGCUAGUUUAAUGCAAAACUCAGAAAAAACACAUACAUAUUGACUUAUUUGUGUAUGCUUACAAAUAAAAAAUAAGUAGGUUGACUGGAUGAAAUGAGCUACUUUGAUCUACGCGGUAUGAAAUUUAUCAACGCAACUCAUCGAAAACCAGCGCGAGACGUUGUCGCUCUAUGUCUAUUUGAACGGAAACGGCUUUUUUAGAUUGGAGAUCGCUGUUCCAGCCAUUUAACCCCCAUAUGUGAUGCUUGAGCUUUCUGCUGAGUUUGUCCAGUGAUGCCCCAAAACUCAGCAUACGGCAUUGUUUGAGCAGGGUUGUAUUGCAUGGUGUUGAAAUCACUAUCAUUCAUGAUAUGAAAUAAUAUCCCAAGCGGCACAGAUUAAGCUUAAACGACUGGAAAAUUGAAUAUCCAUAGAAAAAAAUGAAAGCUCCACAGCUUCAUUGGUUUGAUCAAUAGAUGGCGUAUUAAAACUGAUUAUUAUAUUGCUAUCUUUUUCUUGCAAUGUGUUUCGACAAGUUUCAUCUUAUCAUGACCUAUAUAGCCUCCUAACUUUCUGAGCAAAAAUCUGAAUGGUCGUGUGGUCAGAUACGUGGGUAUCAACACCAACGACCAUUACCGUAGCAAUAGACGAUGCGCAAUCUCAGAUUGCGCAUAUAUUUAUCUGUCAAACGGGUCGGUUUGAUAUAUUUAUCUGUCAAAAAAAAUGUAUAUAUCUCGGACAUAUAAUCUUGAAAAUUUAUGCGCAAUCUUGGCGCAAUCUGAAAAUGUAUGGAAAUGACGUUUAUAGCUCAGGGUUGGCUACGCGAAAUGACUUAUGUUUUGAUAAAACGAAUAUAUGCGCAAUCUGAGAUUGCGCAUCGUGUAUUAAUACGGUUACUCAAAUCUCACUUGCUUCAGUGCUGGUGGUUUCCAUUAGAGUUUAGUAUUUAAACAAUCGUAUCGCCGUUCUAGUUCUAGCGAUGCAUAACUUCAAUGCGAAACCAUACAACAGUACAGAGGAAAUGAGAAAGCUAUCCUCCAAGCGAUGAAGCUCAACUGGUUGGGGUAUCCCAUCAACAGGUAGCGCCACCAGCUUUUUUUGCUAUUUUUAGAAUGCAUGAGUCGUUCGCCGUCU